Molecule: messenger RNA, 1899 nt
Organism: Sporisorium graminicola
Lineage: Eukaryota; Fungi; Basidiomycota; Ustilaginomycetes; Ustilaginales; Ustilaginaceae
Exons: 1
Coding region: 1-1899 (632 amino acids)
Biological process (GO): DNA recombination; DNA replication; DNA repair
Cellular component (GO): nucleus
Molecular function (GO): DNA binding
Source: RefSeq, a predicted model, not a curated record
AUGUCGCUCAACGACCUGUCACAGGGCGCCAUCGCCCAGAUGAUCCAGUCUGCCGAUCCCGCCAGCUCAGUGCAGAACCCGGUCUGCCAGAUCCUCAGCAUCAAAAAGAUCCAGGCCAGCGCCACUUCCGCAUCCAACGUGGGCGACCGCUACCGCAUCAUUGUCUCGGACGGUGUGCACUACGCUCAGGCCAUGCUUGCCUCGCAGAAGCGUUCCAUGGUCGAAUCCGGCGAGCUCGAGAAACACUGCCUCAUCCGCGUCUCGCAGUACGCCAGCAACUCGGUGCAGAACCGACGCAUCCUUAUCCUCCUCGAUCUCGAGGUCGUUCACAAACCCACCGCCGAGCGCCUCGGCAACCCUACUAAUGUCGACGAGGUCGUCAAGACCGAAGGCGGUGUCAAGCAGGAGAACGGCGGCGGCGGUGCUAGCGCGCUCGGCAACAGUGCACUCGGCAACAACUCUUCCGCCGGCAGGACCACGCCUGCCACCUCAGCUGCGGGCGGUGGCGGGAAAGCAGGAGGAGGGGGCGGUCGUCCCGGCGGCAGCAGCAUCCACGCCGGUAUGCCCAUCUACCCCAUCGAAGGUCUGUCGCCCUACCAGAACCGCUGGACGAUCAAGGCGCGCGUCACAUCCAAGUCGGACAUCCGUCACUGGUCCAACGCGCGUGGCGACGGCAAGCUCUUUUCGGUCAACUUGCUCGACGACAGUGGCGAGAUCAAGGCCACGGGCUUCAACGAUGCCGUCGACCGCUUCUACCCGCUGCUGCAGGAGAACCACGUGUACCUGAUCUCCAAGGCGCGCGUCAACAUUGCCAAGAAGCAGUUCAGCAACCUGCAGAACGAGUACGAGAUCACGUUUGAAAACUCGACCGAGAUCGAAGAGUGCACCGACGCCACGGACGUGCCCGAGGUCAAGUACGAGUUUGUGCGCAUCAACGAGCUCGAGAGCGUCGAGCCCAACCAGACGUGCGACGUGAUCGGCAUCCUGGACAGCUACGGCGAGCUGAGCGAGAUCGUCUCCAAGGCGUCGCAGCGACCCGUGCAGAAGAGGGAGUUGACGCUGGUCGACCAGGGCAACCGCAGCGUGAGGCUGACGCUGUGGGGCAAAAACGCAGAGACGUUCCCCAACAACGCCGGCGUCGACGAGAAGCCGGUGAUCGCGUUCAAGGGCGUCAAGGUGGGCGACUUUGGCGGACGUUCGCUGAGCAUGUUUUCCAGCUCGACCAUGCUCAUCAACCCGGACAUCACCGAGUCGCACGUGUUGCGUGGAUGGUUUGACAACGACGGAGCACACGCGCAGUUCCAGCCUUUUACCAAUGCCGGCGUCGGCGGUGGAGCCAUGGGCGCAGCGGGCGGAGCGGGCGGCAACCUGGCCGAACGACGCAGCAUCGCCCAAGUCAAGGACGAGAACCUGGGCAUGUCCGAGAAGCCAGACUACUUCAACGUGCGCGCCACAGUCGUGUACAUCAAGCAGGAAAACCUGUACUACACGGCGUGCCCCUCGGAAGGCUGCAACAAGAAAGUCACCCUGGACCACGAAAACAACUGGCGCUGCGAGAAAUGCGACCGCUCCUACCCGGCCCCAGAAUACCGCUACAUUCUCUCCACCAACGUCGCCGACGCCACCGGCCAGAUCUGGCUCUCCGGCUUCAACGAGGACGCGACGAAACUCAUCGGCAUGUCUGCGGGAGAGCUGCACCAGCUGCGCGAAGACAGCGAGUCCGAGUACAAUGCCGUACUGCACCGCGCGGCCAACCGCAUGUACCUCUUCAACUGCCGCGCAAAGAUGGACACGUUCAACGACACCGCCAGGGUGAGGUAUACCAUUAGUCGCGCCGCGCCCGUCGACUUUGCAAAGGCAGGCGCCGAGCUGGUGGAUGCCAUCCGGGCGUACAUGUGA